GAAAUAUCAACAUCUAUCACCUGCCCAGUCCCCUCUAAAAUCCCCAAUCGAAUCGCGAAUAGAAGAAGAAUCGGACAAACUGGUACUCGGAUUUGCAAAGUUUUUCGCUGGGGCAAAAUAAAAUUUGACAAACCAGGAAACAGUUGCAGUUGUCGUGGAGUGCGUGUGCGCCUUGUCCGAUGCGAGUGUAUGCGAGUCCGAACCAGACACAAUCACACACGGAGCACGGAGGAGAGCGUAACUAAAAACACAAAAACCAACAAAACACACAAUUUAAUUGAAUUACAAGUGAAAUUAGAGUGAGUGCCACUGAUAAUUGUGGACAGCACAACACAAUCGAAGCGAACGCGUUACGUGAAAAGCCAAACGGCAGGUUGGAAAGUGCAGCAGCAAGAAUUCGCAGCCAGUUGCUGGCCCAGGAAAAAAAUUGAUUUUCCACAAUUGCAAUUGGAAGGCAAAGCAAAGAAAAGCAAAAGCAAAGAAAAACGAGGAGGGAGAGAGCCCAACCGACGACGUGCGUGCGAGAGUGAGAGAGGGGGAGUUAACGAGAGUGUGGGAGUGGAAGUGGUGGUGAUAUAGUGGUAGUGGAAGUGGGAGAAGGGCAAGAGAGUACAGAUCCACAUCCAGGCAUCCCAUCCAGGCGCAUCCUUUAUCCUCGCAUGCAAUGAAUAUUGUCGGGGACUAUGAGUACAGCUCCAAGGAUAUGCUUGGCCACGGCGCCUUUGCCGUCGUCUACAAGGGCCGUCAUCGCAAGAAACAUAUGCCGGUGGCCAUCAAGUGCAUCACCAAGAAGGGACAACUGAAGACCCAGAACCUGCUGGGCAAGGAGAUCAAGAUCCUGAAGGAGCUCACCGAGCUGCACCAUGAGAAUGUGGUGGCUCUGCUGGACUGCAAGGAGUCCCAGGAUUGCGUCAGCCUGGUUAUGGAGUUCUGCAAUGGAGGGGACUUGGCUGAUUAUCUGAGUGUGAAGGGGACGCUUAGCGAGGAUACUGUCCGACUUUUCCUCGUUCAACUAGCUGGUGCUAUGAAAGCACUUUAUACCAAAGGAAUUGUGCAUCGUGAUCUCAAGCCACAAAAUAUUUUGCUAUCGCACAAUUAUGGCAAAACCUUGCCAGCUCCAUCUAAGAUAACUCUGAAAAUUGCCGAUUUCGGGUUUGCGCGAUUUCUUAACGACGGUGCCAUGGCCGCCACUCUUUGCGGUUCACCCAUGUAUAUGGCACCCGAGGUCAUUAUGUCGCUGCAGUACGACUCCAAGGCAGAUCUCUGGUCGCUGGGCACGAUCGUCUACCAGUGCCUGACUGGCAAGGCGCCAUUCUACGCACAAACGCCCAAUGAGUUGAAGUUCUAUUACGAGCAGAACGCCAAUCUGGCGCCCAAAAUUCCGAAUGGAGUUUCGCCAGACUUGAGGGAUCUGCUACUGUGCUUGUUGCGGCGCAACGCCAAAGAUCGCAUCUCGCAUGAGGCCUUCUUUGUGCAUCGCUUCCUCCAGGGCAAGAAGGCGGCCACUUCACCAGGUGAGCCAAGCCCCAGUCCUAGCCAUGCGGCCAAUUUGCGGCGGCGCGUUUCUAAGCCUGGUGUUCUUGCAGUUGACAUGCCACCAUUGGGCGGAACACCUCCCAUCAAGGCCAAGAGCCCGCUGCAGCAGCAGAUGGAGCAGGAACUGCAGCUGGUUAAGAUGGCCGAGCAGCAGCAGAAGGAGCGCGAGGAGCAGGAGGCGGCCCUAGAGGAGGAGAACACGGUCUCCGUGGUGGCCAACCCGGCCAUCUGUGCCACCAUCACCAAUGUGGGUGUCCUGUGCGACAGCGAGAACAACAGUGGCUCUUGCAGCUCCCACGAAGACUCUGAUGACUUUGUGCUGGUGCCCAAGAACCUGCCAGAGGACCAGCGCCAAGCCCAGACCCAGCCCCAGGCAGCUGCUCAAGCCCCGCACGCUUCCGGCGGCCAGCGGCUCCAACAGCAGAAUCAAUCCAGUCCGCCACGCCCCAGUAGUCUGCCCAUCUCGGAGCCCAAGCCAGUGCCGGCACCGGCUCGUCGCCAUGUGACCAGCAAUGCCGCUGGUUCUCCAGCCAGAUCUGGCCCCUUGACAGUGGCCACUCUUGCGGCUGCCGGGCAGCAGAUACCCCGAUCCCAGCCCAUUAGCGUAAAGCAGCCGCGGCCGGAUCAGCGCAAGAGCAGCGUAAGCAGCGACAUUAAUUCCAUCUCACCGCCGGCGGUGCAAUUUGCCAUUGGAACGCCACCGACCCGGAUGCGAUCCGCCUCCGGGGGCUCGCUGUCGGAGACUCCACCGCACGCCCCCAGCACCUGGCAGGUGUCGCCGGGCCACUCCCAGUCGCCACUGCGUCGUAGCGGCAACAGUUCCCCGGUUCUGCCGUCCGCUGCCCUCACCAAGUUGCCCACCUUGGGCAGCCCAACCAUGCUAGUGGCGCCCGGAUCCCUGGGAUCCAUUGGUUCAGCAGGCAGCGGAUCGGAGAACAAUAACCAGCAUCAUAUGCUGGGACCGCGGGCCUUUACGCUGCCCGAACUGGGCGCCACGGGUGGCCUGCACAGCUUGUUGGACACGGGAGCUGGCGGCGGCGGUGAGCCACAUGCAUUCCAGGCUCCGGAGCUAUCGGAGGAGACGCUCAUGGAUCGCGAGCACAACGAGACACUGUCCAAGCUCAACUUUGUGCUGGCUCUCACCGACUGCAUCCAGGAGGUGGCCGAUUCGCGGUGCGCUCCGCUCUCCACAUUGAUGGUGGCCGGCAGCCAGUCAGCGGCAGGUGGGGCGACGGCAGAUGCCCAGCAGAUUCCACCCCAUGCUCCGGAGCACUGCAAGCGGGCCGAGCGCCUGGUGCUGCUGGUUCGGGGACUCCAGCUUCUGUCUUCCGGCUUGAAUCUGGCCUCCCAGCAGCUGCGAAAUGGCCACCUCAAGCCAUCGUCCAAUGUGAAGAAUGCUCUGCUCACCAUGAACACCAAAUACCGGAGCAUGCUCUUCGAAUCCAAGCGCCUAAAUGGCAGUGGCCUGUUGCAGAAGGCGAAUGCAUUUAAUAUAACGGCGGACAAGAUUCUCUACGACUAUGCUUUAGAUAUGUGCCAAGCGGCUGCUUUGGACGAGCUUUUGAAGAACACCAAGAAUUGCUUCGAGCGCUACAACACCGCACACAUUCUGCUGCAUUCUUUGGUGCAAAAAUGUAAUCAUCCCCAGGACAAAAUGCUGUUGAAUAAGUAUCGCGAUGCUGUGGAGAAACGUUUGAGCAUAUUGCAACAGCAUGGAUACAUCUAUAUGACGGAUGAGAAUGCCUAAAGUAUUGACAGGCUACGGGACGAGCUUUAUUCCAGCGGCAAUCUUCACAAACAGCAGAACAUUUCCUUAAGUUAUUACCGUUUUCGUUGGGAGUGCAAACAUGUGAUUGAAACAAAAACUACACUAUCCAUACAUAGACAUACCGAUAAAUAAUUUAAACCACACCCACAUCUUCAUUAUUUCGCGCCUCCCCAGCCCCAAACCCCAAACACAGUCCCAAAAUUGUCCAAUGUAAAUAGUUUGAGGUAUACAAUUGUAUGUAGUUUUUGGUUUUUCUAUAUAAUUUUCUGCCCCUCGCGGCAACCAUAAUUGUUAAAGCUUAUAUAUCGAGUGCAGAUGCAACAUGAAUAAGGGCAUAUAAGGAGUCCAUGUAGAUCUAAGAUAACCAUAAUAUAUAUAUAUAUGUUUACAUAUAUAUGUGCAAGAACACGAAAGCUAACCAAGCAACCAUAUGGAUUAGAGUAACAUAUAAAGGGCAAUAUGCAAGCCAAACUCAGUUUAAAGCUAAUGUUUAAUGGAACAAUGUCAGACCCCAGAAAACCUAUACAUAUAUCAUGUGCUAGAAAUUCCCCGUAGCUGUAAUAUCUAUUUUCUUAUUUAACAAUCUAAUAUUCCCCCUAUUAUUAUUAUAUUCUAUGCGUACAUACAUAAAAUAUUUAUGGCUGCACUACACAAACAUGUUUACAAUGUGCUAUGUUCAUAGUUUUUAGUUAGGUCUUUUUCUAAAAAAACAAAACAAAAAACAAAAAUGAGAACUUUCAAAAUGGUAUUUCAUUUAAAUGACAACAAAUUUAUAUAUUUUAAUGAAACUUUUUAAGUUUUUCUACAACAAGAGCCCACAAAAAUUUCGACAAGAACUCUAUAUAUAUGUAUAUGGUAUACAAAAAAAGAGAGAAACACAUACAACAGUGUAUAAAAGGAGAAACAAAAUACAGAUUUAAACUA
Messenger RNA from Drosophila bipectinata, 4228 nucleotides. RefSeq names its product serine/threonine-protein kinase unc-51-like protein Atg1 (gene Atg1). Gene Ontology annotation, cellular component: autophagosome; phagophore assembly site; cytoplasm. Lineage: Eukaryota; Metazoa; Arthropoda; Insecta; Diptera; Drosophilidae. Gene Ontology annotation, molecular function: protein serine/threonine kinase activity; ATP binding. Gene Ontology annotation, biological process: peptidyl-serine phosphorylation; protein autophosphorylation; positive regulation of autophagy. The record is from RefSeq and is a predicted model, not a curated record.